AUGAUCCUAGUGUGUCUCUAUGUUGAUGACAUAUUUCUAACAAGGAGUUGUUCAGAAGAGAUAAUUAAGUUCAAGAAGGUGUUGAUGAAUGAGUUUGAAAUUACUGAUCUAGGAAAUAUGAUAUAUUUUCAAGGGAUGGAGAUUGUUUACUCUGAAAAGGAUAUCAUCUUGCAUCAACUGAAGUAUGAACUUGAGCCUUUGAAGAGAUUUGAGCUAAUGAAUUGCAAGCCUGCAAUCACACCUACUGAGACAAAGCUUAAGUUGGAUUUUGAUGUUGAGAGUGAUGACGUAGAUGCUACAACUCUUAAACAGUUGGGAGGCUCAUUGAGAUAUCUCUAUAAUACCAUACCUGGUAUUUUAUAUGUAGAUAGAAUGGUGAGUAAGUUUAUGAAAAAACAAAAAUGGUCACAAUACCAAGUUACUGUCAGGAUACUGAGGUAUGUUAAGGGGACUCUGAAGUAUGGACUUUUGUUCCCUUCUGGUGCUAAAUCUGAGUUAGAGCUGAUAUGCUAUUCAGAUUCCGAUUGA
Messenger RNA from Lathyrus oleraceus (garden pea), 528 nucleotides. RefSeq lists its product as uncharacterized. NCBI's taxonomy places the organism in Eukaryota, Viridiplantae, Streptophyta, Magnoliopsida, Fabales, Fabaceae. Bases 1 to 528 code for a protein of 175 amino acids. The transcript has a single exon. The record is from RefSeq and is a predicted model, not a curated record.